AUGGGGCUAGGUGAUUUGCCGACAGAGAUUCUGCUAGAAAUAGCAGACUUCUUGUACUGGUCAAGUGACCAAUAUUCCUUGGCUCAAACAAAUCAACGGUCGUGGGUGACGCUCAAGAAGUCUCUCUAUGUCCAUGCUCUCAGGCUGGCGGAAGAACCAGAAAACUGGGAAAGAAAAUGGGCUCAUGUGGGGUUACUCAUCGCGACUGCUGCACGAGCCGUAGAUGCUGAGAUGUUUUCGAAAUUGAUCGCAUUCAGAGAGAGCCCAGAUGAUUUUGCCGAAGAAUGUGAAGUUGCACUGGCCAACGCAAUUUCACAUGGCCAAAUUGAACUGGCAAAAGCUGUUCUUGGGAGCGGAGUGCAUUUGAAUCUUUCAAAUCUCCACAUACAGACAGAUUCCGGCAUCCUCUGUGACAUGCCAGCCUUUCACGCUGCAGCCUAUAAGGGUCAAGUAGACAUGAUCAGAUUGCUCUUUGACCGCGAUGCCGACCCAUAUGUCAAGGAUCGGCAAGGUUUCAUGCCGUUGUGGAUCGCAACAUUCUAUGGAAUGACUGAGGUGAUGCGGGUUUUACUGGAAUUUGGCGUCAGAGCCGAUGGCCGAGAUCAAGAUGGCCAUGAACAUGAGCCAAUACCAGCCGAUCUCUUUUUGAUUGUAUUCCAGGAGAAGCUUGAAGAAUACAACGAGGGAAUGUAUCUCGUUCCGGGAGGCCAACCCCGUUUGAACUCCCUUGUACCUUUUGCGUUGCUGCUUGUCUGGGCGCGGAGGAAUCUGUCAGGGUUUUACUGGAUCACGGAGCGGAUCCAAACAUCCAGGAUGGUGCAACCGGCGAUAUGCCACUACAUCUGGCAGUAUUGA
This is a messenger RNA of Penicillium malachiteum, 855 nucleotides long. Its product is annotated as ankyrin repeat domain-containing protein. Bases 1 to 855 code for a protein of 284 amino acids. Gene Ontology annotation, molecular function: protein binding. The transcript has 2 exons. The record is from RefSeq and is a predicted model, not a curated record. Lineage: Eukaryota; Fungi; Ascomycota; Eurotiomycetes; Eurotiales; Aspergillaceae.